CUAGCCCUGAGAUCACAUAUUAGUCAGGGUGAAUCAAAGCGGGAUAUCAUUACGACAGAAUCUGAAAGGAGAAAAUAUCAGCCGGGAAGAGAGACCAUGUCUGGGGAUCCGUAUCUUGGACGCGUAAUCACGGCCUUCGAAGGUGGCAUAACCACGCGGGUCAUCACCCAUCCGUCUCAUCCUGAUCGCAUCUUCGCAUACGAAGUGACUUUUCUCCUACAGCACCCACGCGUUGUCGCUGUCGCAGCGCAGAAACCGCCAUUACACUUUCAUCCUCACCAGGAUGAAUACCUUCAAGUGCUUGAAGGACGCCUUGCUGUUGAGAUCGAAGGGAAAGAGCGUGUGCUAGUUCCCGAAGAUGGAGAAGUGAAAUUUCCUCCAUGGACAAACCAUAGGUUGUAUUCGCCGGUUUCUGGAGGUGCAGAUGAUGACCUAAAGGUGACGAAGUUUUUGCUUUCGGCGGAGAGUACACCCGAGUUAUUCAGGCUCGACACGGUCUUUUUCGAAAAUUGGUAUGCAUAUCAAGAUCAGAUCGUCGUGAAGGGCGAUAAGAUCGAUUUAAUACAGGUUAUGAGUACAUUUGACGCGGGCGGUUCCUAUCUUUCGCUUCCACCUUGGAUACCAUUUAGUAAAACAUCAGCAAGAGCAUUGGGAAUUGUGGUAGGUAGAUGGUUGGGAGGCAUCUUGGGAUAUCAACCGUUCUAUCGGAAGUGGACGACAGAUUGGCAAUCGGCGUGUCACAAAAUGGAAAUGUCUGUAUUCCAGAGACGAUUUGCAGAUCGAUCUAAGGUAGAUUGAACAAGCUUUUUGUUAUAUAGAUUGAGUAAUUGCCGUGCCGCAAAGCGACAUUUAUUUAUGUUGAUUCGCUGUAUAUACGACGUACAAUUACUGUUCCUGUCCGUGAAUGAAACGUCGGAUCCGUAGAUAUGGAAUUGAGCCGCCAAAUGUUUCAUUAAAUCCAAGCAUGAGAUCUUCCAAUGCAACUCCAAAUAUUCACUCUUAGUCAUGUCAAUUAAAUGUUCUCCGCCAACGCAGUAUUUUCUUUCGAGAUCUUUGCCCACUCGGCGCUCUUGACCCACACC
Messenger RNA from Hypoxylon trugodes, 1082 nucleotides. RefSeq lists its product as uncharacterized. The record is from RefSeq and is a predicted model, not a curated record. The transcript is spliced from 3 exons. The coding region runs from base 97 to 798 and encodes 233 amino acids. NCBI's taxonomy places the organism in Eukaryota, Fungi, Ascomycota, Sordariomycetes, Xylariales, Hypoxylaceae.